AUGGAUGGCAUCCGGCCAACGGCUGUGUAUGAGCUCUUAGACCUGGCAGAGGAGAGCCGGGGGCUGUUUUCCAUUGUGCUUGGAUUCCUUAGAGCACAGAAGGAGCUCAUCCUUGGACCCGCCGACGAGGAAAGCGACGAGGGUGAGCAGGCAGCUGCGAAGGCGCCAGCAGAUCAGAGACUACACUUCCGCUUCCUGGUGCCUUCGGUGGACCUUGCCCUCGCGAACUUGUCGAAACGUGGUUUAGACCAGGAUGCCAACGGCGGAGUCGUCCUGCAGAAGGCCGCGCAGGCCCUAAUCUAUGCGGCCGACGCCUCGGCAAGCGAUGGCGUGGCCCUGCGACGGCGCGGAGUUGAGCUCUUGAGGCGAGCCAGGGACCUCAUGAGCCGGGCCACCGAGGAGGGGGAGGUGGACCUCUCCGAGCUUUGCUCAGCCGCAGAUCUGCAGCUUGAGCUGCUGCAGGCGCGCUUGGCGACAGCUUGA
Symbiodinium natans is the source of this 483-nucleotide messenger RNA. The record is from the annotation of a GenBank genome assembly. NCBI's taxonomy places the organism in Eukaryota, Dinophyceae, Suessiales, Symbiodiniaceae.